UCUGCAUGUCACACCUCACUUCAGGCACAGCCUUCCAUGCAGGGAGCCAACCUCUCAGCAGUGACUGAAUUCAUCCUCAUCGGCUUCUCCACCUUCCCCCACCUCCAGCUGAUGUUCUUCCUGCUCUUCCUGCUCAUGUACCUGUUCACGCUGCUGGGCAACCUGCUCAUCAUGGCCACCAUCUGGAGGGAGUGCAGCCUCCACACCCCCAUGUACCUCUUCCUGUGCGCCCUCUCCAUCUCUGAGAUCCUCUGCACCUUUGCCAUCAUCCCGCGCAUGCUGGCCGACCUGCUCUCCACCCACCGCUCCAUCUCCUUCAUGGCCUGUGCCAGCCAGAUGUUCUUCUCCUUCAAGUUCGGAUUCACCCACUCCUUCCUGCUCACCGUCAUGGGCUAUGACCGCUAUGUGGCCAUCUGCCACCCCCGCGCUACAAGGUGCUCACGGAGCUGA
This is a messenger RNA of Vicugna pacos (alpaca), 450 nucleotides long. NCBI's taxonomy places the organism in Eukaryota, Metazoa, Chordata, Mammalia, Artiodactyla, Camelidae. The record is from RefSeq and is a predicted model, not a curated record.